CGAUAAGGGCUGAAAUCAUUCCUGAUCUUUCAAUAGUAGUAUCGAUGUUUGUGCAACUCUGGGCGCAGCCAUCUUGGGAAACAAGUUGACUUCCAAAAUUAAUUUCCGCCUUCUUUCUCUUUCAUCGCAUCGUCUGAAGUGAACAGACGUCAUGUCUCAUCGUAAGUUCUCCGCGCCUCGCCAUGGCUCCAUGGCCUUCUACCCCAAGAAGCGCUCAGCACGCCAUCGUGGCAAGGUUAAGGCUUUCCCCAAGGAUGAUGCCAGCAAGCCCGUUCAUCUGACUUGCUUCAUCGGCUACAAGGCCGGUAUGACCCACAUUGUGCGUGAGGCUGACCGUCCUGGUUCCAAGAUUAACAAGAAGGAGGUCGUUGAGGCCGUCACCGUUCUGGAGACCCCACCCAUGAUUGUGGUUGGUGCCGUCGGUUAUAUCGAGACUCCAUUCGGUCUGCGUGCUUUGGUCAAUGUUUGGGCCCAGCAUCUGUCCGAGGAGUGCCGUCGUCGCUUCUACAAGAACUGGUACAAGAGCAAGAAGAAGGCCUUCACCAAGACCAGCAAGAAGUGGACCGAUGAUCUUGGAAAGAAGAGCAUCGAGAAUGACUUCCGCAAGAUGCUGCGUUACUGCAAGGUUAUCCGUGUGAUUGCCCACUCGCAGAUCCGCUUGAUUAAGCAGCGUCAAAAGAAGGCCCACAUCAUGGAGAUCCAGCUGAACGGUGGCUCAAUCGAGGACAAGGUCAAGUGGGCCCGUGAGCACUUGGAGAAGCCCAUCCAGGUCAGCAAUGUGUUCGGUCAGGAUGAGAUGAUCGAUUGCGUUGGCGUGACCAAGGGUAAGGGUUUCAAGGGUGUCACCUCGCGUUGGCACACCAAGAAGCUGCCCCGUAAGACGCACAAGGGUCUGCGCAAGGUCGCCUGUAUCGGUGCCUGGCAUCCGUCCCGUGUGUCCACCACUGUGGCACGUGCCGGUCAGAAGGGUUACCACCACCGUACCGAGAUCAACAAGAAGAUCUACCGCAUUGGUGCUGGCAUCCACACCAAGGAUGGCAAGGUCAUCAAGAACAACGCCUCCACCGAGUACGAUCUGACCGAUAAGAGCAUCACCCCCAUGGGUGGCUUCCCCCAUUAUGGUGAGGUCAACAACGACUUUGUCAUGAUCAAGGGCUGCUGCAUUGGCUCCAAGAAGCGCAUCAUCACCCUGCGCAAGUCCCUGCUGAAGCACACCAAGCGCUCGGCUCUGGAACAGAUCAAGCUCAAGUUCAUCGACACCUCGUCGAAGAUGGGCCAUGGUCGCUUCCAGACCCCAGCCGACAAGCUGGCCUUUAUGGGUCCCCUCAAGAAGGAUCGUCUCAAGGAGGAGGCUGCUGCCACCACCAGUGCUGCUGCCGCCGCCACCGCCACCGCCUAAUCCAAAAUGAACUUUGUUGGUGUUUUGCCUGCCUCUACUACCGCCCUCUGCUGCGGUAGGGUAGCACUCAAUAAAAAGAGUUUUGAUUACGCCUAAGCUAAA
This is a messenger RNA of Drosophila pseudoobscura, 1501 nucleotides long. RefSeq names its product ribosomal protein L3 (gene RpL3). Bases 152 to 1399 code for a protein of 415 amino acids. Gene Ontology annotation, cellular component: cytosolic large ribosomal subunit; ribosome. NCBI's taxonomy places the organism in Eukaryota, Metazoa, Arthropoda, Insecta, Diptera, Drosophilidae. The transcript is spliced from 6 exons. Gene Ontology annotation, biological process: translation. Gene Ontology annotation, molecular function: structural constituent of ribosome; RNA binding. The record is from RefSeq and is a predicted model, not a curated record.